GCUCGCCUUGCCGUCCUCAUCAUGGCUCCGAACCAGCCGCCGUCCUCCUUGGCAAGGAGCAGACGAGCCAGUGGUCCCUCGAUUUCCAGACCGGAGACGAACGUCAAGCCGAAACAGAGGCACCGGUAGAUAGGGGCGCACCGGGGGUAAGCCUCCUCUUGGCACCCUGGUCUCCUCGAUGUCUUCGUCAAGAGCCACGUACAGCCAUUUGACAAAGAGGGGUGCGAACCCGGGCGGCGGCGGCGGCGGCAACGGCAGCAGUGGCAGCGGCAGAAACAUGAACAGGGAUUAUUCUAUUAAUCUAUCAGUGCAGCAAGUGCUGAGUCUCUGGGUGCAAGGCACGGUACCGAGGCUCCAACACUUUACAGAGAUGUGGUACUGGGUGUUCCUGUGGUGUCUGUUCUCGUCUCUGUUUGUGCACGGGGCGCUGGGCCUGCUGAUGCUCGUCAUGCUGCAGAGACAUCGGCGCGGACGCCUCAUCACGCUAGUGCUCAUCAGCGUCGGAUUCCUGGCCUCCCUCACAGGGGGUGUCAUCACCAGUGCAGCAGUAGCAGGUGUGUACCGUGGAGCAGGCAAGGACAUGGCACCGCUGGAGGCCCUAGUGUUUGGCGUGGGCCAAACCACCCUCACCGUCCUCAUCUCCUUCUCCCGCAUCCUGGCCACUCUCUAAUUGGACACGCAGAGUGACUGACACACCUGUCCACCAAUGGACACAAGGCACAGGCAGGAAGAAGUGGGACUGGGCUUGCGAUAAGUCCAGCAUGGGGAUGCAAAGGAAUGGAGGCUGGAUGUGAGCAUGUCAGCCGCACUGGAUGUGAUGCAACUUCCUCUGGACAAACGUUGUCUGGCGCUAAGGCCAGGGACUUGGAUGAAGGGCCUCUUUGACGAGCACCGACGCAUCUAUCUGGUGGCCCGUACGAGAUACCUAUGGACAACACAGCCGCAUUCAGUGGCCGCCCUGCCGACUGAACUGAUACUUUGCGCGUCUAUGUCCGACCGUGCCAACGGCCUUUGGCAAGUCAAGCCAGCAUUGUAGAGCAGCGUAACAACAGCAUGGCUGUCUCUCCUGAAAAAUCUCCUCAUUGCUUUCUGAUGUUUUGUUGCACUUGCGGGAGUAAAAAAAAAAAAAAAACAUCUCCCACUUAAAAAAAUAAAAAAAACAGUGAAAUAGUCAGAACCGUAAGGUUAAAUAAAAAAAAUAAUAAUUAACUACAGUUUCUGUCGAGAUCUAAAACAAACAAAUGCAAAUGCCACGUACACACUCUCUGGCUAUUCUGACCAUUCCUUCUCGUGUCAUGGCUGGACUGCAAGUCUAACAGUGCUCAUAUGUGUUUUUUGUGAAGGACAAACGCAAGAAAUGGCUAAUGCUUUUGCACUUUCUAAAUGUUGGAAUCUGCCACCUCUCCUGACUAAGAGUCGUGUGAAUUCCUCUUGCCAUUGAGGCUGCAUUGAACAGCAAAAAAUGCCUCAGUUACCAUGAACACAGAAACAGUGCAGUUCAUUUAUGUUUGUUUACAAACAAGCUGUACACUAUAGCAGGAAAUAAUAAUAAUUAUUAUGCUUUGGAAGUUUUGAAAACUUUGUUUGAAGUUUCUUGGAAGUCACUUCUUGUGUAGUCUGUGUCACCCAUAGCUAUCAUGCCAUUCUAAACAGGAUGAAGUGUGUAAACUGUGUUGUGCAGCAAAACUUCAGUUAAUUGUAAACUGUACAGGAGAGGUCUUCAUGUUAACUGGGGCAUUGGUGCCAUGCUUUCAAAGUAGGCCUAGUGUUCGUAUAGUGGUUGUGGUGCGUGUACAUCUUUUUUAACCUUUUCCUCUCCUCUUCUCUUCCCAUCUCCACCCUCUUUAUCCAGCAUUUUUGAGGCAAUAGAACCCCCAAAACUACCCUCAAACUACCCCUACCUACCCCCACCCAGCUCAGAUGCUGGGUAAGAUCUCCCUUUGUUUACCCUCAAGCCUUACAAAUGGAACUGAGGUUUUCUUUUGUGUGUGAAAAGAGUGACUCGCAGCACUACUGUUUUAGGUGUCUGCCCCAAACUUUCCGCUCCUCAUUUUUAACUCACAGGAACUCCCUGCGUAAGGAGUAGCAUUGGGUAUCCAUCGAGUCUUACAUGGCUAUGUUUUUUGUAGUUUAUAAUGUCGUAAUUUUCCAUUUUUCUUAACCAAGAUGUGCUUAAGUCAUGGCUAGUGAUUUACACUGAUGCUAGAUCGAGAAAACUCUUCAAAACAUGUAAAAACCUCCCCAGAAUAUUUGUUUGGGGCAAAACAAAUUGGGCUUUGGGAUAUUACUGAUUAUAGAAAACCCAUGAUAUGUGAAGAGUUUUAGAAAUUUGGAAAAUCCGGUUCUUAACUGAUCAAAACAUGUUGCCAUGGAGGUUCUGUAAGGCUUUGUCCCCUGGCUCCCUGGUCCCCUGGCUCCCAAGGUGCUGUUUGACAUGGUAGAUAAGUGCUCUAAAGUUGGGCUGCAACAAUUACUCAAUUAAUCGAUUAGUUCUCAACUAUUGAAUUUAUCACCAACUUUUUUGUAAUCCAUUAAUCGAUUGGAGUACUUUUUAAGGGGAAGAAUCUGUGAACUGGUUUACUUACUGCUCUAUGACAAGUGAAUAUCUGGUGUAGACAAAACAAGGCAUUUGAGAACCUCAACAUUUUUUCACAAUUUUAUAGACCAAACCACUAAUCUAUUAAUUGAGAAAAUAAUUAAGAAAUGAAUCAAUUAUGAAAACAAUUGUUAAUUGCAGCCCUACGCUGAAGCUCUUUGCCUUCCUGUGUUAUUAUGUAAUCUGGGCUCUGGUCGGCCAAUGGCUGAUGGUUUAUUUGCCGUAAACCUCUGGGUUCAGGGGUCAGGGAUGAACCUGUGUUGUCAUUUCCUUUUUCUCCCAGUGGGUUUUUUCCAUUAUGAAGAGGGAAUGAUUGUGAAGUUAGUCUCUGUGGGGAACCAUUGAGAAGAUUGACAGUGUUGAAUGUGUUUAUUUUUUCUUAUUAUUUUGAUUGGACUUGAUUGGACUAUUAUUAUUGGAAGUAAAAAGGAAAUGUUAACUUUAACUUAAAUUUAUUAAGUUAAAGGGAAAUACAUCUUAUUUGAUACUGCACAUAUGGCUUCCCAAGCCUCUCAUAUUGCCAUUGACCUGUUUGUGAAAUCAAAUUCAAUUUCUCGGGAAGGUGUCCAAGCUCCCCAAGUCUUUUGUUUGUCCAAACAACUCAGACCCACUUUAAGAGCAUGGGUGAUCUUUCCAAUGGAUUCAAUGCGUUUCAUUAUAGACUAUGAUGAAACCAUUAAAGUGAUUUUAUGAACAAAGGAUGAGGACAUUUAAUUCACAUGGUCUGGCUGAGUUUAUAAGCAAAUCGCUGGCUGUGUGAAGUCAAUUAUGAGGUAGUGUCUGUGUAACAAGCUGAUACCAAUGCACUGCUACUGUAUUGACAAAAGUGUUUGUGUUAAUUUAUGCCAAAGCAUUCCCAAGCACAUUAGCUUUAGUUGUGUAAUAUUUUUUUUUAAAGAAAUAAUUUACAAAUGUUUGUUUUUAAUACAAUGUGAAAGGUAUUAUAUUAAAUGUUUUUAUCAUUACAUAUCUGAGCUCUUCUGAGUCCAAAGGCAACAGAACAAGUUGUUGUGAUAUAUCUGAAUGAUCCUUAAGUAUGAAUACUGCAUUUAGCAGUCUUUUAUUUAUUUAUUUUCUUACUUAUGUAACUGUCAUGAUUCACCUUCAGUACUGAUCUUGAACACAAGUGGGCGCCAGUGUGAUGUACUUGGCCCUCAGUACCCAAACUAGAGAGAGUAAAAGAAAGAAGUGAUUGUUCCCUUGUGUAGGCCUACAGCAGAUGUGUACAGCUGUAUCAGUCAUGGAACAUUUAUAUGUUUUUUUUGCCCAAAUUGUUUUAUGUUUUCAUUCGGAAAGCAAAUUAUUGGCUAUUAAAGUUGUGGCAGAAACUAUGUUGUAGGGAAAUUGUAGGAAAAAGAUUACUCAAAAAUGUUACAUCAUCUUAAAAAUCCAUUAAUGGUCAAAAAUUAAAUAAUGUCAGCCGUCUCAGACAUAUAAAAUGCAAUGAGGAAGAUAACUAAUUUUUAGAGUUGAAUGCCACCAGUUUCCUUAUGCAAUCCUUAUGGGUAGUAUCGAGCGUACAUAUGAAUGACCAUUAUAACCUAAUGAAGUCAGGUUUCUGCUCUGUUUCCAAAGCAGUAGCUUUUGCGUUGUCUGUGUAGUCUUUUCCAUUGCGCUAGUGGCUGUGUGUGUUUUAGCUGAUAAAGUGACACUGUGUGUUUUCAAUGGUGGCUGAAAAACAACUGUGACAUCUGAGUGUAGUUUUUUUUCCUAGGUGUGUGUGUGUGUGCCUGUGUAUGUGUAUGUGUGUGUGUGUCUGUGCAUAGUGGAACAUAUAUUAGUGCAUAAUGCUGUUCUGUACGUCAAGGCAGUUUUACUAGUGUAGCCGCUCGCUGCUAAAAUAGAAGAUGACGUUUUCACUCCCGACUACUAGUCUACUGCAUUGUCCAGGGAAACUUCAGAAAGUGUGUGGAGACUGACCUCUGGGGGUGACCUUUGUAGACACAGACAUCAAUGCAAACUUGAGGUCUUGGCACCAAGAAGUGAUUCACUCCCAUUAUGGGAUCAGGCCUGAUGAUCUUGAGUGUUACGUUUGAGGGUUUUUUUUUUUUUUUGUUUUAUUUACUUUUAUUUUCCAUGCCAAGGGCCAUCCUGAAAUGUCUUAUUUUAUGUGACAAACCUGAAAACUCCCUUGCAAACAAAAAAAGGCUCUCUAAGUGAAUGUGAAGGGUUCAUUUUGGUUUUACUGUCUUUAAAUCUAAUUUGUUGUUGCCUUCCUAGCCUUUGUAUGGGACCCAUUAAUACUCUUGCUUGUUCUUUUCCUGAGAGGAGACUAUUUUGCGUUCAUGAAUUUGCACAUUGGCCCUUUACUGUACAUAAAAAAUUAUUAAGUCACCUGGAUGGACUUGUAUUGUAUCCACAGAGUGACCAGUCAUAUACACAACUGAAGUACUUUUAGAGGGCAGUAUUUCAGUACAUGUAAGAUGUGUUUGUCUAACAGGAAUAGUCCUGUUUUUAAUUCUAAUAGAGACUGGUGUUUAUUUGUCAUGUGUGGUCGAUACAAUGAGUGUGUGAAGGUGGGAAUCGGCAGGUUCUAGGCCCCAUGUCAUGGAUGUGACUGUGUGUAGUUGGUGGUGGUGCGGGGAGCACUGUACUAUACUGGUAAAGUGGGAGGUCAGAGUCACUGGUGAUCUCGCUACAGUCCGGUACAGAUCUCCAAAUGCCAUAUCUCUGGAUCCUUAAACCACCUGCAGAGAUGAGAAGAGCCAUAUCUGUCUUCUGUGUUUUUCACCAAAUCCACACCGCACUCAAUCAACGUCCUCCCUCCCUCCCCCACCGCUCACACACACACAAACACACACACACACACACCUAUCCAUGUGCCUGCCCGUACUGUACACCGGUGAUUGAUUGCAUGCGUGAAGCGAUUGUUAAGUCAGAAAUAUUUGUUUGCGGGCCAGGAUUAGGACAAUCCUUAAUACGUCGCUCUGCAGAAGGAAGAACCCAAGUGGCACCUGUAGAUACUGUUUAAUAUGUUCUUUUUUAAUUUUCUACUGGCAGACAGCUGUGGUUUAUAAAUGGCUUAUUUAUGUACAAAAGGUAUCCUGUACAUACCCUGCCAUCAAUUGAAAUAAAAUCUUUUGCAGUAAAAAAACA
This is a messenger RNA of Alosa alosa (allis shad), 5692 nucleotides long. It is a transcript of the gene tmem170b, whose product is annotated as transmembrane protein 170B. Gene Ontology annotation, cellular component: plasma membrane. The transcript is spliced from 3 exons. The coding region runs from base 179 to 670 and encodes 163 amino acids. NCBI's taxonomy places the organism in Eukaryota, Metazoa, Chordata, Actinopteri, Clupeiformes, Clupeidae. Gene Ontology annotation, biological process: negative regulation of canonical Wnt signaling pathway. The record is from RefSeq and is a predicted model, not a curated record.